This is a messenger RNA of Prorocentrum cordatum, 1233 nucleotides long. Lineage: Eukaryota; Dinophyceae; Prorocentrales; Prorocentraceae. The record is from the annotation of a GenBank genome assembly.
AUGGCAGGCAUGGCGCACACGUACAACAACAUCAAGAGCUUCAAGAAGGCGCUCGACGCAUCGGCCUUCGACACGAGGGAGGCGUUUCUCGCCGUAGUCAAGUACGCCAACAUCGAGGAUAUGUCGCCGUAUCCACAGGACCCCGCGACGCCGCUGAUGGUCUUUACCCAGCACUUCGGCGUGGUUCCCGAUGAAUACUGCUGCCCAGAGUGCGGCGCCGAGUUCACCAUGAAGGUCAAGUCUGGGACGUCUGACCGCGCGGCGCGCUGGCAGUGGCGGGGCCCUCGCUACGACCGCGCUGGCUGCUGCGACGCAUGCGGCGACGUUGAGAUCUCCAUGACGAAGGACACCUUGUUGGCAGAUGUCAAGGCGUCGAACUGGCUCCCAUUCUUCGACUGCAUGGUCAUGUGGGCCCAGGAGUACCCCCAUUUGAAGAUCGCCCACGAGCUCGGCAAGCAGCACAACGUCGCGGGCCCCUGGAUGGAGAAGUUCCAGGAUGUCGCCGCGUCUUACAUCGCCGACAAGAUCUCGCUCCCAAAGCUGCACGAGGACUUCAAGAAGCGUGCCAAGGCCAAGGGCAAGAGGGGCGUGAAAAAGACGAUCUCCAAGAAGAAGCCGUCCAAGUUCAUCGUGCAGGCCGACGAAGUCUUCUUGAACAAGUCCAAGGUCAGCCGCCUCGCGCCAGGCACCCGCCCCAAGAAGGACAAAGUGUGGCUGUGGGGCGCGGUCGUGCAGGGCAGCCCAGAGAACUUCGUCUUCCGAGUCCUGGAGCACCCAGAGGACGCUUUCGACGGACGCCCCCGCGGUAAGCAAGAGAUGGUGACGAACUUCGACACGCUGGGCCUUCGCAAGGGCAUGGUCGUCGCCACGGACGGGUGGCGCGCCACGAUCGCUGCCAUCAAGCACAUCAGGGACAGGAAUGGAUGGUCGGACAGGGACUUGAAGCACGAGAUCGUCGUCCACUCGAAGGGAGAGGUGAAGAACCAGCGCGGCUUCACAACGAACCACAUCGAGAACCGCUGGUCGGUCCUCAAGAGGUGGCUCAAGAAGCGCCUUGGCGGCCGCCUGCCGACUACCUCGGAUAGGCGGAAGUGGGCCCGCUGGGUGACGGAGUUCCAGUACAGGAAGGCCGUCACGAAGACGCAUUCGGUCGAUGGCGGCCACACCUACUCCCUGCCGACGAAGACGUUCCUUUCCCACGUGGCGGAGGUCACACUGGCUGGGGGUAUCUGA